This is a messenger RNA of Dipodomys spectabilis (banner-tailed kangaroo rat), 783 nucleotides long. Its product is annotated as vomeronasal type-1 receptor 3-like. Lineage: Eukaryota; Metazoa; Chordata; Mammalia; Rodentia; Heteromyidae. Gene Ontology annotation, biological process: G protein-coupled receptor signaling pathway. The record is from RefSeq and is a predicted model, not a curated record. The transcript has a single exon. Gene Ontology annotation, cellular component: membrane. Gene Ontology annotation, molecular function: pheromone receptor activity. Bases 1 to 783 code for a protein of 260 amino acids.
AUGCGCAGUUUAGGGGGAGGUAAUGAGAAGAAGUCUGUACAAUUGAUCCUCAUCUCUGUGGUUUUGACAAACAUUAUACUGCUGCUGUCCAAAGGAUUGCCAUGGACAAUAGCAGCUUUGGGAUUGAAAACUUUUCUAGGUGUUUUAGCCUGUACAAUUACCGUUUACCUGGAGAGGUUGUCUCGGGGUCUGUCCAUUUGCACCAGCAGUCUCCUCACACUGGUCCAGGCCAGCACCAUCAGCCCCAGAAGUUCUGUGUGGAGGAGGCUCAAGCCAAGGUCAGCAUGGCACAUCCUUCCCGUGUUGCUCUUCUUUUGGAUACUCAAUUCCUUCAUUAGCAUGAGCUUGUUAAAUGUUAUCAUAAUAACCAGCAUGAAUACAUCUUACUUUAUUAAGACAGACCUCUAUUGUUUUACUUUACCAAGAAGUCAGAAAAUAAACAAUAUUUUUCUCACUUUCAUGUCUGUGAGAGAUGCUGUGUCUCUAGGGAUCAUGGCUGUGGCCAGUGGCUACAUGGUAUUUCAUCUCUACAAACACCACCAGCAUGUUUUAUAUCUUCAAAACUCCAAGCUUCUCUACAAAACUCCUCCUGAGAUGAAAGCUGCUCAAAGGGUUCUCCAACUAAUGUUUUGUUUCCUUUUCUUUUAUCUGACAGAUUGCUGGCUGUCUGUAUAUUUAAUUGUCGCCACAGACCCUGUUUUCAUACUAGCACAUGUUCAAGAAUUUGUAACCCUUGGUUUUGCAUUUCUCAGUCCAUUUUUACUGAUUCACAGAAAUGGAUAG